Molecule: messenger RNA, 1346 nt
Organism: Lolium perenne
Lineage: Eukaryota; Viridiplantae; Streptophyta; Magnoliopsida; Poales; Poaceae
Source: RefSeq, a predicted model, not a curated record
UAUGAUUGCUGCACCCCCAUGGAGCUCUCACAGCGCUUUGGAUUUUCGGCCGUCCGAUCGAGCUGACGUGGCGCGAUCUCGGCCGUCGUUCCGUCCAGGGCGCUGAGGCCCUCCCGCAGACCCACUUUUUAUCCAUGGGUCGCGAAAAGCCCCGCUCGGCCAGAUCUCUCGCUCCCAAUCGUCUCGCGCGUCUCCUCCUACCAAUCCCCUACCGUCCUCCUCCCCCCAAUCCCUGCCCAGCGCCGCUCCACCUCCUAGGCCGCCACCCGCCCUUCUCCUCCUCCCAGGCCUCGUCUCCCCACCUCGCCGGCAGAUCUCCUCCAUGCAUCCGUCGAGGAGCUGAUGGCGAGAUCAAGGGAGGGCGGAUGGCGGCGGCGACCGGAGGCGCUGAGCGUGGCCAGAGACGGGCCGACGCGGGGCGGAUCCGCGACGACCGGAGGCGGCGGUGGCGGCGGCGACCGGAGCCGCUCGGCGCGGCCGAGACGGGCCGGCGCUAGGCCGAUCCGCGGCGGCGGCGGCCUUCCCCGUCCUCGGCCAUCGCCCUACCGCUCGUGCUCUCCUGCUCCCUUAUCUCCUCUCCCUCUUCCUCUAGUGAAGAUGUGGAGGCAGGAUCCGCUGCCGGCGAAGGAGACGAGGAGAACGUGAUGCGGCCGCCGGCGCUGGCGACAAGGAGCACGCGCUGCAGCUGCCGUCAAUGGCCUGGUCACACCAUCAACAGCAGGAUUAACCUCGCCCCAUCGAUCUCGCGCCGCUGCUGCACUCUCUCCGCCACCGUCGUCCUCGCAUCAUGGAGGCAGCACCUACACUUGAUCUCAGAAUUGGAUGGGACCAAAUUGUUCUCUCUGCUAACCAUCAUACAAUCCAUCGCGCUUCGCCAUUUUAUUCCAGAAAGUGAGGUUGAGGUGUUGUGCCUGCAAAGCAGCCAAGAAAGGUCCACUAUGUCUACUGCCACUGCAUGUUAAAUUUCAGGUUGACUGACUUGGAUGGUUUUGUUUUCUCCAUGUUAAUUUUUUUCCUCUUACUAGGUGCUAGCCUGCAAUUAUACAGGCUUUGCGUAUUUCCUCUAUAUUUACAGUUUGUCUACUUUCUUGACCUACAGUCUGUACAUGUUCAGUGCUUCAUCCAUGUUGAGGUAUCGGCUUGUACAUGGGUACAUAUUGUCAGGGCAGUGUAAGGUUGUUUAGCAAACAAAGCCAAUAAAAGAUCCUAUUCAUAAAUGAUGACCAUUAAUUAUGUCUAAUUCCUGUCAACCAGCAAAUGGUAUGCAUGUGAAAUAUGUUGCUUAAUCAAAUCUCCAGUUACUUAUAUGGACUGGCUUAUGUAACCAAGAAGUUCCUUACUAUCUU